This is a messenger RNA of Armigeres subalbatus, 717 nucleotides long. RefSeq lists its product as uncharacterized. The coding region runs from base 133 to 576 and encodes 147 amino acids. The transcript is spliced from 2 exons. The record is from RefSeq and is a predicted model, not a curated record. Lineage: Eukaryota; Metazoa; Arthropoda; Insecta; Diptera; Culicidae.
AAGCAUGCGGUUGAAAAAUUCCCGUGAACUUGCUUGUAAAUAACGAACUACCAGUCAACGAGUGAUCUUGGUAUGAAGCAGACAUGUUUCUCAAAUUCGUGACAUUUCUAAUAACCGCUGCAGUUAUCUGCGAUGAAUCCACUGGAAGUCAGUCCAGCUCCGGGAUCGGCAAGCACCAUCAGAUCGUCCACUUGCUGCGGAAUGAACGAAUGGCGCUUGGUGCCGGUGGCUCCAUCCCAGUACGAGAUCAUUCAUCACCAAUCGAACGAACCGCUCUGCCCCGUCCGAGAUAAUCUGGCGUUUGAUAAAGACCGUCGUAGCAUUGUUACGUGGAUUCCCGGACCGUCUACGAUGCGAUGCUUCUGGGAGAUCAAACUACACUCCAGAGGAUACUAUUUGCUAUCGAGCGUGGAGUAUGGCGAGUAUUUGUACGCGGCCGAGUGGGGCGAAUAUAAAGAACGGGUCUGGACAUGGAGGAAGCAGGACGAACCACGGGAGAAGCACUAUCACUGGGAUAUCGUUAACGUCAAUUACUGUGUGCCGGACGGUGGUGGAGGAAUAUCGAUGUUUAAGUGAUAGGAAAUAAACGGAAGCUUCGUUUCGCGUAUGUGCUUCUGCUUUGGAUAAACUGGAAAAGCAAAACCUCCGGAUACGAUCUUGUUAAGAGUAACAAUAAAAUUGAAAACCGACGCCGUGUUGAUGCUCUGUGUGUUUCUG